AUGGCCUAUCCGCACUCUCCUGACUUUUAUCGUUGUAUGGAGCAGCACAGGACAUCCUUGUUGCUGAAUGUGGAGAUCAAUGAAGAACAACUUUCCAAAUCAUCCCCUGCUCACCAGGAAUCAAUCACCAGGCAAGAUACACAUAUUAGCACAUCAUUCCCGUCUCGGUUUCAUUUUUGUACUUUUCUUUUUUUUACCUGGGCAAGAAUUCUGUCUUCUGUACAUUUAUAUUUACCACCACGUGUAGUACUGCAAACCCUGGGGCGGGUUUACCUUUAGGCCAACCCUGGUAUAAACAGAGCCUUAAUUUACUGGCUCUGUAUUAAUUCUCUGGAAGUGUAGGCUGAUACAAUGACCCUGGAAUAUGGAAUCCCAAAAGUAUGUUUGAAAUAUAGACUACCCCAAAAGGCCUGCUUUACAGCUGGCGUGAAUGAAUCAAAACCCUUUAAUCUGCACUCUUUGAAUAAGACUCCAGGUAAAUCCAGGAUUGAGGAGUUUGUUUGGGCACAAAUUAAAUGAAUUGGAUCCUUUCAUACCUGCUAAAAGGUAUUUGUGCAUGAUUAAGCAAUCUUAAAAAGGAGUCUGAGCAGUUUUGCCAUUUUUUUGUAUAUUAUGAGUUUUUUUAAUGCUUCAGCCAUUAUGUACCAUUAAAGGACCACUCUAGGCACCCAGACCACUUCAGCUUAAUGAGGUGGUCUGGGUGCCUGGUGCAGCUAGGGUUAACCCAUUUUUUCAUAAACAUAGCAGUUUCAGAGAAACUGCUAUGUUUAUGAAUGGGUUAAGCCUUCCCCUAUUUCCUCUAGCGGCUGUCUCAUUGACAGCCGCUAGAGGCGCUUGCGUGCUUCUCACUGUGAUUUUCACAGUGAGAGCACGCCAGCGUCCAUAGGAAAGCAUUAUGAAUGCUUUCCUAUGUGACCGCUGAAUGCGCGCUGCUCUUGCCGCCGCGCAUUCAGCCGACGGGAGGAGAGAAGGAGGAUCGGAGGAGGAGAGCUCUCCGCCCAGCGCUGGAAAAAGGUACGUUUUAACCCCUUUCCCCCUUCCAGAGCCGGGCGGGAGGGGGACCCUGAGGGUGGGGGCACCCUCAGGGCACUAUAGUGCCAGGAAAAAGAGUAUGUUUUCCUGGCACUAUAGUGGUCCUUUAACUUAAAGAAUAUGGUAUGACUAUUUUGUGUGUAUUCUGCUUCAAUUUCUGUGCCAAGAUAAAAAAUAAUAUAAGCAAGCAUUAGAAAACAGAAUGCAUUUCUGGAAUUCACUACACAAAAAGUAAUGCAACAAACUUUAAAAAAUAAUUGAAAAGUGGAAAAUACUGUCAAUUUUAUUAUUAGUGUCAUUAAAAAGUCCUAGAAAUGAUAAAUCUCUCCUACGCACUACGUCUUCAAGCAUCACAGGAUCGCUGAGUGAACUGACCAAUGCAGGGAUAUGCACCCACUCUCAGCACUUUAAUGGCUUGUAACUGCGGUGAUUUGUAAAAUAGCUGCAGCUAGAAGACUGGCAACCAGAGGUAGAAUUGUCUGUAUCACUUCACAGAGCAAGCGGGGUCACGGCAAUGUAAGCAGUCUAGUUGACUAAGCUGUGCAGCAGACUUUAUAUAAACUAAUAGCAGCUGAUGUACACUGUCAGACUGCUGCUGUUAUACACAUUGAAUUAUGUCAGCCCUCAGGUACUCGCAGCAAUCGAGAAAAUUAUCCAUGAAGUGUUGGAGAGCCUUUCCAAAAACCAAGCCCCAGUACUCACACUGGACAACAGAUCAAGCUGGGGUAAUGUGGAGUAAGUAUGACAUUAAUAAAGGUCUGGUACUUAAUGUUUGUAAACACCAGGUAGCAGAACCAUUAGUAAUUUAUCUGGCAAUCAAAGUUGUUUGGUUCUAGACAAUAGCUGCCAUCCAUGAGUAGUUGUUGGGAACUACAUGAAUAGCGAUCCCCAUCAGUGAGUAAAAUUCAAAGAGUACCUGAGGAAAUCAGUUCACUAACCAUGUCAGUUCCUAUGGGAUACUUAUGAUCAAUAGAAUUCCUCUGGCAACGUGAAUUCUACUUACUGCUACAUAUCACGUGGAACUCCUCAUCUUCUGAGAAAAUGUAGCCAACGAGGCAGGUCUGUUCUGGCCUUUAGGUUAACUAGGUGGGGAUGGCUGCUCUUCAAAUGGCAGUAAAAUAACUCUUUACUAACAGGUUUAACGAUGCAGUCGGAUUACAGAUGGUGAAACGUUGCACCACCUUAAAGGUGAAAAGUGACAGUCCAAGGUCUGCACAAAGGUUUGGUGAGGACACAUAAUUCAUUUAUUUUUGUGUUUUAUCUGCUAAUGAUUUACUGUAUCCUAUGGAUCAAAAUGGAAAUAUAUAUAUAUAUAUAUAUAUAUAUAUAUAUAUAUAUAUAUAUAUAUAUAUAUACACACAAACUGAUUUAUUACAGACUAGACUACGUGAUAGGGCAGUGAUUGUUAAAUUCAGCAGAUGUUUUAAUAUGUUUGUGUAAAUCACCAAAAUUUAAUGUUAAUGACCUGGUGGGUGACGGAUAUAACGGACUCAGCCUUGUUCUUUCUGUUUGCCUCUGUUCUUAGCAACUUCAAAAACAGGACCAGUUUAACUUUUACAUAGAUAUAGUCAAUCUAUUUCAAUCCUAAAUGCCAUCUGCUCAGGAUCUAAAUGGAAUAUAUUAUUUGUGGUCGGGGCAAUUUUGCCGUAACACAUAAUUAGCAAUAAACAUCUUAGUCAAUAGCACCGGUCAGUUGUGGUGUGCCGGAACCGACAAUGCAGUAGGCCUGUAAUAAAGAGGGCCCACCUUAGAGGGUGAUGUGAAUAAAGGGAGUGGUGGGUAACUCGCCCGGCCAACCACGGUAAAGUGGGAGAGGAUUGGAUGCCCUUAUAAAGGGGACUCAAGCCCCUCCCACAACUACAGGCCCAGCCUUAAAUUUUUUGCCGUAAUAGUUAGAUAACACAUAAUAAGCAAUAAACAUCUUUAUCAGUCAAUAGCACCGGUUGUGGUGUGCCGGAACCGACGAAGCAGUAGGCUUGUAAUAAAGAGGGCAAAAAUAAGUGUAACAUACAAAUAUAUAUUUGUUCUACAAUACCUUAAAAUUACUUGGAGAAGUCACGAUAUGCCUGACAAAUCCCUAACCGGUUCCAGUAUAGAUAAUGUAUAAGAGGAUGAUUGCCAGCGUCCCAUGCCCGCGGUUGCCGAGUCGGACCGUGAUUCGUGGAGUAGUCCCAGCUCUAAGGGAUGCCGGACUAACUGUGUAUACUCUGCGAGAUGGCGCACCAGACCUAGCAGAGGUGUUGGGUAGAAACAGCGCCCCCAGUGACUUGGGAACUCGAGGCAUACGAUUUAUACAAAGCCAUCAUUAGUUUGAUCCUUAUAACUUACCGGCAGGCUACGUAAUGCCAAGUGGCAAAUAAUUUCACUAAUGAGGGUGACAGGUGAGGCCCUGCUAGUUGCCAAGCGGCAUGAGAGGCUCUAUCUAUGCGUUGGCCUGAGGGGAGGUAGAGGCCACCGAGACGCGUGUGGUGGGGUGAUGGCCUCUCAGUGACUACUAAAGCAUAAGAUAGAAUGGAAGUUUACAGAUGAGGCCCUCCCUAUGCAACAAUGCAAGGCAAAUAACUAUGCGGUGGGCCGAUGGCGUCGUCCUCCGAGCAAGAGGAUGGGUGUUGGCCUCUCGGGACCACUAGGCUAUGGCAUAGAGGCCAGAAACCUAUCAUAGUGGGAACCUAGAUCCCUAACAACCAGUACUAUCUGCUAAUAGGGGACCUCAGCGUGGGCCAGGUCAAGGACCCAGCCAUUUCGUGGAUCCAUUUAGAAUAGUGACUGAGCACGUAUGUCUCUCUACGAGGGCCCGAUCGUGGACCCAUGUAGAAAGAUGACUGAGAACGUAUGCUACAGUGUGGACCGGAAUAAGUAAAAAUGACCUACCCCCCUGGUGGACACAAGGCAGGAAAGGCAAACGCUGCUAAGAAGGAUGAGCUUCCCGGCAGGACCUCGGUUGGACAAAGCAUGCCACCCAGAGAAACGACCAGAGCCUGAACCAUAGAAAAGGAAAACUAAGGAGGGCAUAGGAAAACAACCUAGAACCAGCAGGUGAUGCCGGAGAAGGAACAGAGACCUGGCAACCAGAGCACGGAAGACACCAGCGACCAUCACAAAGGCGCAACCAAGCGACCCAAAACUCACGAAACGUGAACAGGGCAUGGGGAAAACCAGAAGAGCGUCCUCCCACAACUACAGGCCCAGCCUUAAAUAUGUCGGUACCUCUGUGAAAUGUAGGUUUCUGAGACUUGCCAUAAAUCACUAUAUUUUUUUCUUUUUAUUUGUGCAGCCCUGAUAAUAAAGAUCCUCUCAGUCAUCCACAAACUGGUGCAAAGUAACACAUACGCCACCAAGAGGUAAAUGUCAUUAAUUCUAAAUAAAUAUCACUAUAUUUGUAAAUGGUUUCAUUUUCUUUCCCCAAAAUCAACAGAAUAAUUGUAAUUAUACAGAAGUUUGUAGAACUGUGCAGAAAUAUAUAUGAAAGCAUUAGACAUUGAAGAUAUGACUCCUGCUUACGUUGUUUCACCAAGGGCAGCUAACAUGGAGUAUUAUAGGGAAUGUAGUUCAGAAACAUCUGGAGUGAAAUUAAAGUUGUCACUUUAUUAAGAGACGCCAUUCGAAAUUAAAUCCUGAAGCUAUACUAUAUACCUUAAUGUCACCAGAAACCCUAUAUUAUAUCAUUUUCUCCUCUAGAUUGUAAGCUCGUUCAAGCAGGGUCCUCAUCAACCUAUUGUCAAAAGGUGUAAUAAUUUGUCUCGUUAUUAUUAUUUUUAUUGUUUAUAUAGCGCCAGCAAAUUCCGUAGCACUUUACAAUGGGAUUCAUUCUUGUUAAAUUUUCUCGUCUAUAUAAUUGGAAAGCUUGCGCUAUAUCAAUGCCAGUAAUAAUAAACAGUGGGUGUUUACAGUUCAUUGUACCUCAUCUGCUAUCUAGUCCAGUCUUUGGUAUCCAUUCAGGGAUUCAUAAAGCAUCACACCUCUAAAUCACAUACUGCUACAUUCCCUGCUUAUAUAUAUAUAUAUACUGUACCAACAGCGGGAGCACAUAGAGGGCCACUACGUGCAGAAGUACACAUAGGACAUUAACAUGCUUCUCAGCUUGACAUUGUAAUAAAAAUACUCAUGUAAAAAUACACAACUUUCAUGGCUAUUCUGACUAAUAAUUUUAACAGUUACAAGCCUGAACCAUUAAACAUUAAGUGUUUCUUAAUCACAUGACUCACAGUUCCCAGCAAUCCCUGCUUUUCUUUAAAUACCAUAAGUAUGGCUUGCAGGGAAUUGUGGGAUUUGUAUUUCUAAAUGGCCACAGGUAGCAUGACCAUGGAAUAAGGAUUUCCUGAUGUUGUCUGAGCACAGUAACAAGUUAUCUUCUCCUCAGGGAUAUAUAUUACAACGAUGUGCAGCUUUACGGCAGCCAGAUCGUGGUGGACAACAUAAUUAAUGAUGUUUCCUGUAUGCUGAAGAUCCCAAGAAUAAGCUUACAUAUUGUAGGUUUUGGUAACAAGAAAUCUAUUUAAAUUGCAGUAUCUUGUGAUCUAAUCUUAUAGAAUUAGUAGAGUUUUGAAACAUGUUUUCAGAAGAUUAUUUAUUUUUGAAAGGAAACUUUAAAAGUACAAUGACCAUUACAGCUUUCUGUGCCCUGGCACCAUUCUAUCAUCAUCUGUCAAACCAUUUUAGCACAGUUUGACAUUUGGCUGUGCGUUCUGGGUGUCAGCUUUUCUCUGAGCUGGAAAAGCCGGAUGUCAACUAUGUUCAAUAUAGUUACUAAAUAAUUUUAUAGAUAUAUAUUUUUUUUAAAGCCUGGGUGCUAAGCCCCACCCCCCAGAUUAUUCUAGGAUACAGUUGAUUUGUAUGUGAACAGGUUGUUGAUCCAAUGAGAAAUCUGAUUGCCAAUAUGAAGUCAAGAAGGAUCCCCCACCCCCUUUUUUUGUGGAAAUGACUACAAUUUUGACUUCUUUUAGAUGAACAGCAUAAAAGAUUAGGGAUCAAGGUUGAACUUGAUGGACUAGCCUUUUUUCAGUGUAGACUCAUUUCAUGGCUGAGAACACCCAUCUGACACGCAACAGAAUGCGUGCUUAUAUCGGCAUUCGGCUUCUCCUACUCAAGAAAAAGGGAAGUGGCAUGGGUGUCCAGUAGAAUCCAGUGGGAUGAAGUGGUAGUGGUUCUUGGGGUAUUCUGAAAGGAACACUCCAGACACUAUAAAGAACUUGCUGGAGUCUGCUAUAUUAGUGAAUAUUUAUAAAGGGAGAGCAUCACAAAGCUAGCAGAAGGCGCACUGUGCUAGGAUGUGCCUGCCUACCCUGCUUCUCAAUGAGCUUUACUACAGUGUAUUGAGAAGCAUAGGAUAGCUGUGAUGGUAUGCACGCUCGUAUGGUAUGCAAUGAGAAGGCUUUGAUUCUUAAAUUCUCUGGCACAGACUGAACGUUUGUCAGGAAAAGAGGGGAGGGUUUAUGAAGGCUGCAGACUUUUGCAAAUUGCUUUUUUUCAUAUACCCCCAAAAUAAAAUAUGCAGAAAAAAAUACAUGAAUGUUUUCUUUGAGGGUAUAUUACCUAAAUUGCUUUCUAAAAUUUCUGUGACAUGUCCCUUUGAAUCUAAAUACUUAUUUAAUUCAAAACUCUGUAGGUCCAGUAUAAUAAAGGUAGGUGCAAUAUUGUUGUUAGUUUGCAUCUUUGUCAUUGGACUAACGUACCUAUUGUAACAGAUAAUUUCGUUCUUUACAUUUUACAACACAUUUUAAGUGUAUCUGAGAUUUCCUAACAUAGACGCUGCUCAUUAUGGGAGAGUAGGAGCACAAACAAUUAAAAUAUACAAAAAUGUUUUAUCACUAAACAGUGGAGUUAAAGGGCAAAUUAAAAAGAAAUCAGGCCAAAAUAACCUGGAAGGAUAAAGUCUCCAACUUUCCUAGUUCAGUAAUUCUUUGCUAAAUAUUAAACACAAUUUAUUGAAUAAACCUGAUCACCUUGUAGCAAGACUGUUUAGCUGUCUGACAUUGUCUUUUGCCAGCUUACUACGUCUAAGGGAUGUCUUAGUGGAGAUUUGUGGUUUACGGAGGAAGACGGAACAAGAGUGAACUGCAGUGGGAGUUCAACAGUGAGUAACUGGUGGAUUGCUAAAAAUAUAGGUGACUGCAUUUACACCCAUAAACAUGGGCACAUGUCAAAGCAGCAAUAGGACGUUUCACAACAUUACAUUGCCGCAACCUGCUAACUACUAACACCAAUCAUAUUUCUUGACAUAUUUUGACUAUAUUUUUGUGAGGCAAUUUCAGUACACAGGAAACAGUAUAUUUUGAAUCUUAGAAAUUGUAUUGACUGUAUCAGAGACAGGGCAGACUUGUCCGUGUUGGCCACGAACCCCAACCCCUAUAAAGAGUUUGUGGUGUAACUGGUUUGAGCCUGAAGAAGUUGAGGAUCUUUUCUAAAGAGUAGGAUGUCAUCCAGAUAGACUAUACAUCUUAUGCCCAGGUAUUGUAAAUGUUCCAUUAUCGGUUCAUAGAGCUUGGUGAAGCACCAUGGGGCCGAAGUCAGCCUGGAGAGGAGGCAUGUGAACUGCCAGGUGGCAUCCUUCCACCAAAAUCAGAUAAAUCUGAGACUUACUGGAUGUAUGGGAACAGAUAGGUAGGCAUCUUUGAGAUCUAAGCGAGUGAACCAGUCUCCCUCUGUUAAUAUGACCUUUAAUAGAUGGAUCCCUUCCAUCUUGAAAUGGUGUUAAUUCACGAACACAUUAAGCGCCUGCUAGUCAAUUACCGGUCGAAACUCUCCAGUCUGUUGCUGAAAAAUCCACCUGAGUUUUGAGCUUGUUGCAUUGCACCUUUGCGGAUCAAAGAGAGGCCUUCCUGGUCUUUUAGCUAUCACUGGAGCCAGUUCAUCCAAAAAAGCAACAGUACUAAAUCCUGGACCGGCAGAGUGGAAUUCAGGAGUGGGAGUUGGAGGUGCCACUGGUUCGGUGCGCAUUUAGGGGAACACCUUGGCUAGGCCCUUUCCACUGCUGCAGUGAUGAGUGCUUGCACAUCCCCAGAGUGUGUUAGAGAUUCCUCCAUAAUCCUGAAUAUGAAAUUGGCACAAAUGAUCAAUCAGGUAAAACCUCUGAAAGAGUUCAAUGAUUGUAUGGGCAAAAUGUGGGCUCACCCCAAAAAGCUUACAGUACUUUUGUUAGUGUGUAGGCUCACUCACUGAACUUACUCCAGUAUGCACCUUUAGUGGGGGCUGACCCCAGUGAGAGAAUCCACUCAAUGUGAGAGCACUCCUUAUUUAGCAGAGCUGACGAAAUACGAUGGCUGCCUCUAACCCGGAGGUUUUCAAACCAGCCCUCAAGGCACACCUACUAGGACAGGUUUCAGUGAUUAACUGGUUGUGUACAAGGUGUUUUUAGAAAGGAGAAAAAAAAAACACCUUGACACAACUGGGUAAUCCCUAAAUCCUGGACUGGUUUGAAAACCAUUGCUCUAACCACACAUGAGCACCAAGAUAGCCAGGAGACGUGAGCAAUAAGAUGACCACGGGACCAGCACCUAUAGCAUGACCGACGCCAACUGAUAAUGGACCAAGAGUAGCGAAGGAAGCCACAGAACCACGUGCUUGCUGAAAUUGUCCCAGUCCAUUGUAGGCAAGGUCUAUAAAUGGGGAAAAGAAAACUUGUGUCAGAAGAAACCCUUUGGUAACCAAAAAGGGCCCCAAUCUAAUGAACAGGGGGUGGGGGGACAGAAAGGGGGGGAAACAAAAGGUGUAAAGGGUAGAGAUAAAUCAGUAUAUAAUUUAGCACUUGAUAUAAUAAAACAUAGAGUAUCACAUUUAACCCUAAAGGGAGAGCAUAUUCUGAUCUGUCGGAGGCACCAGCAUAGAAAGGGAAAGUGAUUCCACGUGCUUCUCCUAUUAUAUAUUUUUCCUAAAUUAUAAUUGGUUGAUAUUUCUUCUAUUCUUGUUUUCUGCUAAUUGAGGUGGGGUAAAGAAAGAAUGCAAUAUAUUUGCCUACUGCCAUGUGGUACAAUGAAGACAAUGACAUAUAUGCUAGGACAGUCACAGAGAGAUCACUGGAAUCCACACAUGAUGCAUUAUUUGUAUUUUUUUUUUUCAGGGAGUGUUGGUACCAUCUAACAUUGAAGGAAUCACAAGUAUCCUUAAAGUGAUUAAACUGGAAAUGAUUGAUCAGCUGUACUGAUGUUGCUGUAUUUUAUUAUUCUUUAGCACCAAACACAAAAAAUGGAAAAUACAAGCUGAGAAUUCAGCCUGGGCAGAGGGCUGAUAGACCGGUGUAAUGAAGGGUUACAUGGUGUACUUUAAAAAUAAAUAAAUCCGUUAAUGAAACCAGUCAUAAGAUGUGAUGAUUUGUGAACACAAAGCUCCAAAUAUCCGUCUGCCAGUCUGCGCAUUUUCUGUCGUUUUAACCCCUUCAGGAUUAAGAACUGUCAAAAUAAAAAAUGUUUUGUCUAAUACUGGCCCUCAGAGGGUCUCUAAUUUUCUUGUUUGAAAAAAAUUAUGAGACAGUAAUCUGACUUAGAUAGGCAACACAUAUACUAUGGAUUCAAGCCAGGAAGUGUGAAAUCUGUUAUUUAUCCUAACAAACUGUAAAGAAAUAAAUAACAACACGUUGUCUGUUUAAGGCUAUCCAUAGCAUCCCAGGUGUUUGCAAAUCUUUUUCCUCAUUUAUGUGUGGAGAGUACAUUCUUUUUUAUUUUACAAAAAGUGCUAAUUUCUUUUUCUUUUUUUUCUUUUUUUUUUUAUUAUGCAUUUUAAAAAGAAAUUCCACAAUGAUUACAGAGAUAUCAUGGUUGAACAGACAUGUUUGUGAGCAUUUUAAGUUCGUGCGUGAGUCGCUGGUUCGCAUGCAUUGAAACAGAAUAUUGUGAAAUCGAACAUAACCAAUAACAUUAACAGCGAGAGGGUUGAGGGAGUUUUGUUUUGGGAAGGAUUCUAGUGGGUUGUAGCUUUGUCGGUUCAUGAGUACCAAUCCAAGUUUGCAUCAUACGUCAAACCCAUCUAUAGAGGUGGUGUAAUUGAUCGUCGACAUUCACAGUUCCUUCGUGUGUAAUAACUUCUAUAUUGUACAACAUAUGUAUGUUACCUUAUGAGCUAUACAUUCAGUACCACGAUUGCGAAUAUAGACACGUUAUUGACAUUUUAUUGAUAUGUUAUUGACAUGGUAUUCAGGCUUCAUGACAUCAUUCGUAAUCGUACAUUAAUAUCCCUCUAUGAGUGCAGCUGGCGAGUCUUCUCAAUUUUUUAAAUUAUUUUUUUUUAUUUAAAAAAGGAACAAAUGGGGGGGGAAUGGAAAAAGGAGAACCAUCAGUUGUCAGUGAUGAGUUGCAUUCCUGGAGUAUGACCAGUGUUUAAAGUAUUGUGUGCUUCGUCCCAUAUUUCCCAUGCUUGUUUAUAUCUAUGUUUGUUUUUUCCCAGUGUUUGCUCUAAGAAAGCUUUCAUAUAUUUUAUUUGUGUUAACAAGGUGUAUACAUUGUUAUAUGUCGGGCACUUUUUCGUUACGCCAGUGUCUGCUAAGUAUUGUGAGUGCGACUAUAUUAAUGUGGUAUAUUAAGUACCUGGUUGUAAAGGAAAACUUCAGUGGGUAGUUUUGUAACAGGAGACAUUCUAGUGUGUGUGGAAUAGUAAUUCCGAGGCUUGUGUUUAUAAGUUGUGCUACUUCUACCCAAAACUGCUGUAGUUUUGUACAGUGCCACCAAAUGUGGAGCAUUGUGUCUUGCUCUGUUCCACAUCUCCAGCAAGUACCGGACGCAUCUGGAUAAAUAUUCUUAAGACGGGCUGGUACCAGGUACCAUCUGUAGAGUAUUUUCCUGGAGAGCUCAAUGUGGUUGGUGCAUAGUGUUAACUGUUUGUAUGCUGUAAAUAUUUGUUUCCAAGUGGAGUCUGGAAGCGAGUGGUUUGGGUCUUUUUCCUUUGCUAGGGCAAAUUUGUGUUUUUCGGUACAAUUGUAAUCUAUCGAAUAAAGUAGAGAAAUCAGUUUAAUUGACGGUUUUUGAUUUACCAAGAUUUUUUUCGAAGCUUGUCAGCUGCUGCUCAUGUACAAUUUCCUUUCUGUGUUUAUGUUGUCCCUGAAUCCACGAUUGUAUUUGCCUAUACGAGAAAUGUGCUAUCGAUGGGAGAUUAUACUUGUCUUGUAAGGUGCGAAAAUCAAUAAGAGUAUUACUUUGGAACAGUUGAGACAGAAACCUGAUAUGGUGCCUAUCCCAUAUUUUAUGGUUGAAGUCUGAGAUGGUACAUCUCAGUGCCGAGAUUGGCAUGGCUAGCGUGUAUGGGCCUUGAGUGCUAUGUAUAUGUCUACAAGUGUCCCAUAUAUUGAUGGUCGAGGCAGUUGUAGGUAGCAUUGGAACCUUUUUUGGUCUGAGGUGUUUUGGUAACUAUAGUAAUGUCAAGAUGGUAUGCCCCUGCGAAGCUACGUGUUCCAUGCAUACCCAUUGUGGCGGGUGGUGUUGUGUUUGUGCCGGCACUAUGGAGCUAAUAAUUGUCGCUUGGUGGUAAAAUUUUAUAUUGGGGAGGUUCAGUCCUGAAUGGGUGAAUUUGUUUUUGAGUGUAUGUGCAGCUAUUUGUGGGAUUUUGUUUGCCCAUAUGAAGUUGUUUAUAAUUUUUUGGGUAUUCUUGAGGUAGGAGGCUGGGAUGGCAAUUGUUAGCGUUCGGUAAAGAUACUGCAAUUUGGGAAUAAUAACCAUUUUGAUCGCAGCAAUGCGUCCCGACCAGGAGAGGAAUUUCCCCUGCCAUGAUCUCUUUGUCUUUGAUGUCUGCUUGACGUUUUAGAUUAUUUAUAUAGGUGUUGUGUGUGCUGUGUAAAUGUAAUACCUAAGAAAGUUAGAUUAUCUGUUCUCCAAUCAAAGGGGUGUUAUUUUUUCAUUUCCAUAUUCUCCCCUUUGGGAUACUGAUCCCCAUGGCCUGUGUUUUGUGUACAUUCAAUUUGUAACAUGAGCUGUAGUGGCGUAGCAGUGUGGUGAAUGCCGGUAGGGAGAUGUGUGGUUUGGUCAUAGUGAGGAGGACAUCAUCCGCAAAAAGCGUGAGUUUGUAUUUCUGAUCAUGCAUUUUUAUACUUUAUACCCGAUCUCUCCAGAAUAGUAGAGGUAAACCCGCUGUUGACCACCUUUGCUACUGGGUUACUUUAUAAGGUACCGACCACCGCCAUGAACAUUUGUGGAGCAAUACACUGUCUCCCCCUCCAUGCAGCGUAUGAAGCAGGUUCAGAACCUUUCUGGUUCAUUCACCCUUCUGUCUCCCUCAUAUGAUCAUCAUUGAUAAUUGUGGGGAGUAUUGAGGCCAGCCUGUUCGCAAAUAUUUUUGCGAAAAUCUUAAUAUCGGUAUUUAAUAUUUAUAGAGGACGCAAAUUCUGUCCUCUGUCUGGUGUUUUCCACGGUUUGGGAAGAGUCGUGAUGUGAGCAGUUAGCAUGUCAGAUGAGGCAUUUGUCAUAGAGAUCAUAUGUUGGAAUGUUGCUAGCAAAUGUGGGGAGAGGGUGGUCCCGAACAUUUUAUAGUAUUGGUUCGAGAAACUGUCUGGGCCUGGGAUUUUCCCUGUGGUAGUCCUCAUAUAACAUCCAUGAUUUCUGUUUCUGUUAGCAGGGUUUGCAGUUUGGUCUUGUUUUUUUGGGAAAGGGGAGGCAAAGAGACCCCAGACAGCCAUCUUUCUCGAGUCCUGUCGGUUGGUGUAGCGACGUAUCUGUUUGGAGGUUGUAAAGGUUUGUAUAGUAGGUUGCUAGGUUGCUAAUAAUGUCUUGGGGAUUGUAGAGUUUUUCCCCUGUUGCUGUGAUUAUGUAUGGGAUUUUAGAGUGUGACCUUUUUUGCCGCAGUUGCACUGCUAACAAUUUGAGUGACUUAUUGUUUUGGGUGUAGUGUCUCGUUUUCAGCUGUUGUAAUAGGUGUGCAGUUUUCUUCAUGGAUAUGUCAUUUAGUUGUUUGCAUAUGCUAUCAAUAGUAACUCGUAAAGUGUUUUUGGGCCGUAUAUAAUGCUUGAGCGUGGCAGCUCUCAAGUCACGUAGUAAUUGUGUAUAUUUGGCUUGGGAUAUUUUGAGAAAGGAUGUACGGCUCAAAAAGAGUCCUCGCAUCACGGCUUUGUGAGCUUGCCACUAAGCAAUAGGGGUUGUGUCUUCAAUGCUGUUAAAUCAAUCUUUUCCCGAAAGCCGUCAUACUGUAACAUUGAUUCAUCAAGGCACCAUGGCGCGUGUCCCCUGGUUGUAAAUUGUUCUGAGAUUGUUAUUAUAUUUGGAGCAUGGUCUGACCAAACUAUAUCCUUGAUAGUGUUCUGUGUAUUAAGGUUAGGGUGGCUCUGGGAGCUAGUAUGUGUCUAUUCUGGAGUAUGUUUUAUAUAUGGGAAAGUAGUGUGUAUAGGCACACUCUGAAGGCAGGGCCAGAUUAAGAGCCCAGUGGGCCUGGUGCUGACAAUUAUGAUGGGGCUUUGCUCUCUCCUAUAGGGCAGCACUCUACCCCCUCCUCCAGCUCUGCUUCACUCCCACCCUAUUUGAUAUUUCCUGUCCUAACGUGUCUUAGACCCCACCUCCUAUAGAAUGUAAGCUCGUUUGAGCAGGGUCCUCUUCAACCUAUCGUUCCUGUAAGUUUUCUUGUAAUUGUCCUAUUUAUAGUUAAAUCCCCCCUCUCAUAAUAUUGUAAAGCGCUACGGAAUCUGUUGGCGCUAUAUAAAUGGCAAUAAUAAUAAUAUAUAUUUUAUUUAAUUUGCCAACACAGCGUUCUGACAUCACAAUUCUUCUGAAAAGGCAUGUAUGGGGCAUUCUAGAUCAGGGUUCGACAAAUCCCAGGCACCAGGUCACCAAGGCGACUUGAAAUUUUGCCCUGGCAUCUGGGAUUUGCAGCCCUUUAGCUAAAGGCAGGAUGGGGGAACAAUGGGGCCGGCCGGUCGGCUCAGUGAGCAUGCAGGCGGCUGCCCUGAGGAGUGUGCAGGUGGCCGUCCUGGGAGGUGGUGCAGGCAGCAGGCUUGGGCCACGCGGGAGGGAGUAGUAAUCUUCCUGUAGUUCCUGUCUGCUCACUCUUGCUGUAUAGUGAUACCGGGAACCGGAAUAUGAAAUCACAGCUCCCUCACACGCAGGAUGAGCGAGCAACUCCACUGGAACCCAGGGAAAGUCCACUCAGCUCUCCCAGGUAGGGAGGCUGGGUGGAUUAAAAUGGAAAAUGUCAAUUUGUGUAUGUGUGUGUGUAUGUCAGUGUGUGUGUGUGUGUGUAUCUCUCUGUCAGUGUGUCUGUCAGUUUGUGUGUGUGUGUGUGUAUGUCAGUGUGUGUGUGUAUCUCUCUCUGUCAGUGUGUCUGUCAGUUUGUGUGUGUGUCUCUGUCAGUGUGUGUGUGUUUGGGUACCUGCACCCCUACGAUCAUGAGAGGGUGUUUUAACCCACCUUCUUUCCCACGCCGUGCCAGUUUUCAGCAGCUUGUCCUGCCUUCAUAGCUGAGAAAAUCAUUCUUUAAGAUCUCAGCUAAAUCUGUGCUUUCCCGUAGGAAAGCAUUGGGAAUAUAUUGUGCAUGUUCUCUAUGGGUAACAUUCAGCACCUGCGUGCAUAGUGUGGAGACGCUGAACAAAGGUGCUGCACACUGUGCACUCUGCAGCACUGACACAGGACUCUCUAGUGGCCUUCUGAGUGACUGUCACUAGAGGUGCUACUAGGCAGCAAUGUAAACACUGCAUUUUCUCUAUAAAAAGGCAGCAUUUACAUUGAAAGGGCUACAGGGACUGGCUAUAGGCACCAGAACAACUAUAUUAAGCUGUAGUGGUUCUGGUGACUGAUGUUUCUUUAAGAAUUGUAUAUUUCUCAUUAAUUAAACUUCGUUAGUUUAAAAAAAAAACCUGGCUCCUAACUUUUUCAGCUGGCUCCUAGAUUCCAAACAAAUUUGUCAAGCCCUGUUCUAGAUAGUAUUUCAUCAUUACGAGUCUGUUAAAAGAGUACAAGUAUGUUAUAUAAACAACAUUUCUAAAACCCAGAGUGUUAAACACUUUGAUGUUAUUAUAAUUAAAUUUAAAUGACUUUACAGAUUUACCACUGUUGCUUCACCUUUCAAAACGUGUUUGACCUGUGAGCUUAAACAGCAGUAAGCAUGUCAAAUUUACAUAUUGCUAAAGGAAAUUAUUUAUCAUGGAAGACAUCCUAAAGAUCAGUGAUUUACAGCUCACUUCUCAAGACACACCAACAGACUAGAUUUUGUCCGUAUUUGCUUUGGAACUGAGAAAUCGAGAAAUGCCUAGAGUCUGGAUUGGUUGUGUAUAUUGAGGGCAGGGUUUGGAAGAAUUAAAAUAAAUGUGAUAGUUUCUUUUAAAUGUGAUGCUGGCAUGAAAAGUUAAUAAUUGUAAGUCACCAGAGAUCAAAGGUUUGAUUCUUAAUGCAAAGAGACAUGCGCUCACAAGCAAAAUUUAUCCUGAUUAUCGAAAAGGAUGCAACAUUUCAGAGGCUUCUCGAUGACGAAUUCUGUACCAGGUUUGGACCAUGCAUUCUCAUCACGGUAAGAUUAAAUUGUUUGCUCUAAUAGGCCCAAAUUCAUCUCUGGUUUAUUUGUCAGUUAUGUAUCUUUUGAAUGUUUAAAGGCACUCUCCAAGCACCAUAACCACAACAGUCUGUGGUGUAAUAGUUAUGGUGUCAGAUGUGCUUCAGCACCCUCCCAGGGUAAGUAGUCAAACUGGUUAUGAACGCGUUGGCAACUUACCUUGGGGUCCUCCAACAGUCACAGCCUCUUCUGGAGUUGGAAGCUCCUGCUCGGAGAUUCUGUUAGCUCCACUGAGCUAAGCCCUGCCGGCCAUGACUGGUUCACUGUCUGAGAGCACCUGUACAGCCAGGCUUAGGUCAGUGCAGCAGCAUCCAACAGCAUCAGUGGAACCCAGAUAAGCUGUCAAACUGCUAGCAAACAGCUUGACUACGCAACCUAGGAGAGCACAAGGCACCCCUGACACAAUAACCGCUACAGUGAGCUGUAGUGGUUGUGGUGCUUGAUUGUUCCUUCAGUGGGUCAAGUGAAUACAAGUAGGAAUUGCCAGAUGUUAUCCCCACCCAGUUCAAGUGCGUUUCCAUCUAAUCCCAUCUGCGUUCCCCCAGCAGUAUAUUUAAUAUUAACUUUGAAGGAGGUGGCAUAUUCGCAUGCAGAGAUACUUACACCAAAUACUAUGUUUAUACAAAGUAACAUGAACAUGUUUCCUAUAUGUGCAACAAGUGCAUGAAAGCCUAUGUUUUGUAUCUUUAUGCAGGGAAAGGGAUUUCCAGAUGUGAACACCAGGCGUUUAACACGGAAGCUGUGGGAUCAUUUUCAUAUUCCUAUUUUCACUCUCGUUGAUGCAGACCCACAUGGUAAUAAUGUAUCCUGUCACAAGAAUGGAAGUUGAAGUAAUAUAAACAUAUAAAGUAAAAUCAUAUUUUAGUGUUUAUGUUUUUCUUUUACUUUAAGGGGAAAAUAUUUUUUUUCUCAGUCCAGAUUGUUUUCCAGACAGGUAAUCAAACGCCUUAUUGGCACUGACAGUCACUGUUACAUGAUCACUGCCGAUAGGAGUCAGAGCUUCCCAGGACGGAUAGAAUUAGUUAAUAGAUCCAAUCCAUGUCGAUCAGAAACCAUAAAAAAUACAACACUUCAUGGAUUAAAAUUCCAAAACCUGAGCAGCGUAUUCAAAAGUGCAGCGUAACAUUUUCUGAAGAGUUUUGCUGUCUGUAAAUGCCAUCAAAGGAAAAGUGUUGGCACCAUAGAUAAUUAACAUAAUAAUGCAGAGUGAUGACAUGGUAUAAAACUAUAUUAAGCAGUCAUAGCACGCUCAGCCAUGACAUGGAUAGGGUCAGGUAACCACAGCACUGCGAAUGUCAAACAUACAUCAUGGGCAGCCAGCAUUGUACUGAGAGAAACACCCAGCUCAUGGGGCCCGGUAUUGGACGUCCAGUAUGUUGAAAGUGGUAAGGACACUUUUAUUGUGCUGAAAGGAGAUAUAUAAUAUUUUAAUAGGUCACGAAUGUAUGUAAACAUUGUCCUGCCUUAUAGGACGAAUGAAAAUAAUGAACCCCUUGGAUGACACUGCUUGACGGUCUUUGCUAAACGGGUUAAACAGGCUUUGGUUUAUAGCAUUUAUGACCUUGAUUCACUGGGUAAUCACCUAAAUGAGAACCAGAUCUCUAGUGGUUAUUGUGAAGUUUACAAAUGAUACACUUCUGCAUGAGUCAUUUUCUUCAGACUGUACAUUCAGACCAGGGGAGAGAGCAUGUGCCAGUUCAGUGCAAUGGCAUGCAGAUACCGAGUGUUCUAAUCAAAGCUAUAAAAUCUCCUCUCGUUUUCUAGGCAUCGAAAUAAUGUGUACCUGCAAGUACGGAUCUCUGGUGAGUAAAUGUGUUCUAUCAAACUUACAAUGGUUUUGUUUUUUGCAUUUUUGAAAACCGAUUUAAUUUCACUACCCCAAUAAUCUGUGAAUUAUGUCACAGUUUGACUUCCCCAUCUUGGUCCUCCUUAAACCCUGUGAUUUUCAUCCAUUGUGUCCUGUUUUCCUUCUAGUCCAUGUCAUUUGAGGCCCAUCACCUGACUGUGCCUUCUAUCUCGUGGCUUGGCGUGCUUCCAUCUGACCUAGAGAGGUGAGCACCAACUUCAUGGGAAAACAGAGUUACAUAACAAAUAGAUCAUGUAUCUGGUGCAGUAACUUUUGGCGUUUUAAUCCUGCACAUGCUGAUUUUUAUUUAUAAAUCUUCAGGACCAGCUGAUUGUGCAAGGGUGUCAGGGUCUCUGCUACACCAGAUCAUGUUAUAUGUACAGAAAGUCAUACAUAAGAUACAGAAAUAGAUGCACUUGCUUAAAAAAAAAAAAAAAAAGGUAAUGAGAAGCCCUCAUACAAAGUGAAUGGAAGCCCCUUUUCCCAUUAACUUGCACAAGUGUUUAUUUUUUAUUUUUUUUAUUUAAGCCUAUGGAAAAAUAUAAAUUUCCCUUAAACCUCAUUCCCCUAUAUGAAUGUAUUUUUCGCACCAGUUAUUUUUAGAAGCUGCAAUUAAUAGGCUGGUGGUGAGAUGCAAGUAAAUGUUAUAGCUAUUGCACAAUUUUGGCCCCAUCCAGGGAUAUUACAAUACAUUAUUGCACGUUAAGUGCCUUGGGUGUCCUUUAAUGCAUAAAAUGUGUUAAUUGUCCCUUUAUAUAACAUUAUUAUAGGUUAAACAUUCCCUCUACUGCUCUGAUUCCAUUAACUGCCUUUGACCAAAGAAAAUUAUCCAGUCUUCUGAGGAGACCUUAUAUAACCUCCCAACCGCUGUGGAAGAGAGAGGUUUGUGUCUGUGUUUAAUACCGAUGAUUUAAAAUGUAUUCCAACAGCUGGACCAUGUUUGCAACAGUUAACAGUCAACAUCCCUAUCAUAAACAAUACCGGACAAUAAAAAUACAUGAUCAUGUUUAGUAAAGAUUCUUUCCCACCCAAAAUAUAGUAUAAAUGUUUACUAAAACAAAUUGCUAAAGAUUGAGCUGGGAAGCUUAAUUCUUCAUGUUACAUCUUUAAGAAUGGCACAAAGCAUCCUAGAUGCAGUAGUUCUAAAAUAUCUGGCAACCCAUGUUUUGAAUGAAAGAGAAUCUUAUUUUGUCUAUACAUUGAGCUUGCACAGUUUAAAGCUAAUUCAACGAGGACCUGACCUUUUUGAGAUGUGUUUAAUUUUCCAUAGGCCACACUUAGCAUUUUUUUUUUUUUUUUUUAAAUAACGUGUAAAUUUAAUCAUGGCUAAUGCUACUUCAUAUUUUUUUGCAGUUGGAAAUAAUGGCAGCAUGUAAAAUGAAGGCAGAAAUCCAAGCACUGAGCUCCCUUUCACCCACCUACCUUUCCAGAGUGUACCUACCCAAUAAAUUGCAAUACGGAGGCUGGAUCUGAUAACAUGAUUGCAGAAGUUGUUAUUUAGAAAGGAACAACUGACAACUUUUGUGUUUUCUGUAUCGGAACUGCAAUUGUGCCAUUUUUUGCUUUAUUCUCCGAAGCUUCAGUUUCACACC
This is a messenger RNA of Pelobates cultripes (western spadefoot toad), 18918 nucleotides long. The record is from the annotation of a GenBank genome assembly. Lineage: Eukaryota; Metazoa; Chordata; Amphibia; Anura; Pelobatidae.